Lodderomyces parapsilosis is the source of this 831-nucleotide messenger RNA. RefSeq names its product Rex2p (gene REX2). Gene Ontology annotation, cellular component: mitochondrion. The transcript has a single exon. NCBI's taxonomy places the organism in Eukaryota, Fungi, Ascomycota, Pichiomycetes, Serinales, Debaryomycetaceae. The coding region runs from base 1 to 831 and encodes 276 amino acids. The record is from RefSeq and is a predicted model, not a curated record. Gene Ontology annotation, molecular function: nucleic acid binding; 3'-5'-RNA exonuclease activity.
AUGAUACGUAUUGCUGCUAGACAAGUCAGACCCAAACCACUAGUUGCCCACUUACAAUUUCGCUACAUCUCCAAAAUGUCAUCUUCAUCACCCACAAGUCCGAAACUCCAGCCACUGGACCCAACCCCACCAGCAGUUGGCAGUUCCACCUCAAGUGCCCCUCCCUCAUCCAAACUCGCGUCGUUCCAAGCUUUUCUUUCAUCAACUCCAUCAUUACCCAAACGGCCACUUGUUUGGAUAGAUUGUGAAAUGACGGGACUUGACGUGUUGGGAGACGAUGUCAUUAUUGAAAUCUGUUGUAUAAUAACUGAUGAACAGUUGAACAUAGUUGGUGAUAGAGAAUUUGAAACCACAGUAUACUGCCCCAAGGAGAAAUUAGAUGCCAUGGAUGAAUGGUGUACUACAACACAUACCAAAUCAGGCUUAAUUGACAAAGUACUAGCCAACCCAGAGGCUACUACUGAUGAAGUGGAACUGCAAUUGUUGCAAUAUAUACAAAGGUAUGUAACUAAACCACGCAUUGGUGUACUAGCUGGCAAUUCAAUCCAUAUGGACAAAUUUUUCAUGAUGAAACAGUUUCCCAAAGUCGUUGAGUAUUUGCAUUAUCGAGUAGUUGAUGUUUCAACAAUUAUGGAAUUUGGUCAACGUCAUGCACCCAAAUUGAUGGAGUUUGGACCCAGUAAAAAAGGAGCUCAUACUGCUAAAGCUGAUAUUUUGGAGAGUAUUGAACAGUUGAAGUGGUAUAGGCAACAUUAUUUUAAACUGGAGACACAAAUUGCCGAUACUAUAAAGGAAUUUGAAGAGAAGGGUGUAUUAAGAAGGGACAGUUAG